Molecule: messenger RNA, 720 nt
Organism: Cucurbita pepo subsp. pepo (vegetable marrow)
Lineage: Eukaryota; Viridiplantae; Streptophyta; Magnoliopsida; Cucurbitales; Cucurbitaceae
Source: RefSeq, a predicted model, not a curated record
AUGGAGUACUACGGAGCCCAGGCAAGCAUGACCGUAUGGAAGUCGCGGGUCAACUAUCCAUUCGAGUUCAGCCUCUCACAGAUAUGGCUCGUCUCCGGUACAUUCCCACAUGAUCUCAACAGCAUUGAAGCUGGGUGGCAGGUCUACCCGAAGAUGUAUGGAGACAACAAUCCAAGAUUGUUCACUUAUUGGACAUCCGACGCAUAUCAAGCAACAGGCUGCUACAAUUUAAUCUGUCCAGGCUUCGUUCAAACCAACCGUAGAAUCGCCCUUGGAGCUACAAUUGCUCCAACUUCCUCCUACAACGGCGCACAAUUCGAUAUCAGCUUACUGGUUUGGAAGGAUCCGAAGCACGGGGAUUGGUGGUUGGAAUACGGGUCGGGUGUGGUGAUCGGGUACUGGCCGGCGUUUUUGUUCACUCACCUUCGAAGCCACGCAACGAAGACACAGUUUGGCGGAGAGGUGGUGAAUAAGAGGUCGUGGGGAUUUCACACGGCGACGGAAAUGGGGAGUGGGCAUUUCGCCGGCGAGGGGUUCCGAAAAGCUGCUUAUUUUCGUAAUAUGAAGGUUGUGAAUUUGGAUAAUAGGUUGAUUCCAUUGUCGGAUUUGAAGGUUUGGGCAAAUAAUCCAAAUUGCUAUAAUAUUCAACCUCGAAAUGAUAGAGUUUGGGGAAAUUACUUUUACUAUGGAGGGCCGGGAAGAAAUGUGAAGUGCCCUUAA